AUGUCCUCACCAAAAGUUACUGCUCUUAUGAAAGAAGUUUUGUUAUUGUCUCAAAACUGCCCUUCAAUCAGGAAAGCCACCACUGAUGACAGGCUGUACAACAUGUUCAGCAAUCCUCCUGUUGAUCCCAGCAUAGACGAGGACACCAUUACAAUUACUAUCAACACCAACCUAGACAAUGUCUAUGGGGUCGAUUGUGGAUCAACCUACUUACUCAGCGGAAUACAUGGGAUUCAGCGUGUCUUGGAUUAUAUAGACACCGCACGAAAGCAUCCCAACUGGACAUCAAAUGUUGAUUCUCUUGUUCUUCUCAAGCUUGAAGGUAUGAAGGACAAGUUGAAAGCGGCUGGGGCUGCACUUCCUGCUGCUAAUCGAGCUUUGGGACCUGGGAACACGGGACAUAAGCCAUCAAAAAAGGUUGCCAAUAAAAACGCUUCCAAUGUGGCCACAGUGUUAGAUUAUCACGCCGCGGGAAAGAAACAUCCAUUUUUGGAUGACGAUAAGGAUGCUGGUCCAACGGUCAAAAAGAACAAAAUUGCCGAGAAAGACACAACCAACUCAUCCUCGCCUGGCAUUUCAAGAAUGCCAAGACUCAAGCUCAGACUGCCGCUCACUUUAACAUAA
Melampsora larici-populina 98AG31 is the source of this 624-nucleotide messenger RNA. RefSeq lists its product as uncharacterized. Bases 1 to 624 code for a protein of 207 amino acids. NCBI's taxonomy places the organism in Eukaryota, Fungi, Basidiomycota, Pucciniomycetes, Pucciniales, Melampsoraceae. The transcript has 4 exons. The record is from RefSeq and is a predicted model, not a curated record.